GGUUGCAGCUGCUACUGCUGGUAUCACAGAGCGGAAUUUCAUACACAAGAUCCCUUAUAAUACUCUUGAUAACCAGUAAGCAAGCAGAGAUGGCAGAGGCUCAGAGUGAAAGGACUUCCAGGGCAAAUGUCAAGAAAGCAGUGGAAGAUCUACCACCGCCUCCUGCUGCUGCUGUUCCUCACCUCCAGGACUCUCCUGCUGCUCCCGUGACCCAGGAUUCCAGUUCUCUUCCUGUACCGCCACCUAAAGAAUCUUUCUCCAAGUUCUAUCAGCAACGCCAAGUGAAUGAGUUGAAAAGACUCUACCGCCACAUGCAUCCUGAGUUAAGGAAAAAUCUGGAAGAGGCUGUGACAGAAGACCUGGCAGAAAUGUUGAGUCCAGAUGACCCUAAUGAGCCAGUGACUCCCGAUGCCGUGCUUCCAGGAGAAGUUCAAUCCAUGCGUUGGAUCUUUGAGAACUGGACCCUGGACUCCAUUGGGGAACGUCAAACUGCCAAAAAGCUGGCUGAGGAGGAAGCCAUCCCAAGUGGAGAUGUGAAGAAUAGGUCCAUGAGGUUUGAAGGCCAGCCUUCUCAUGGAGACAGGCUGCUCCCUUCAGCCAAAGCAUCAGAGCCACAACAAACGAAAGGGGAUGUAUACACUGCUCGGUGGUUAUUUGAAACUCAACCUUUAGACUCUUUAAACAAAAUGUACUUGGAUGAGACAGAUUUGCAAGAGGCAGUCCUGAAAGAGCCUGUUGAGAGGGGAGAUGUGAAAGGAGCAGCACGGCUCUUUGAAACCCACUCCUUAGAUGCCUUGGGUCACUGCAGUUCAGUGGAGGAGGAGAAUAUCCUGCAGCUUAAGUCAGAAAUGCAGGAACUCAAAGGUGGGGUCAAUAAAACCAUCAAGCUCUUCCAGACUGAACCCAUCUGUGCUCUCCAGGACAAAAGUGGAAGCAUUCAUGAGAUCAAAUCCAUCUGCAGAGAAGAAAUACAGACCAACUCCGUGAAGACAGCUCGGUGGCUGUUUGAAACCCAGCCACUGGACACCAUCAACAAAGAUACUUCCAAAGUGCAGGUCAUUCGGGGGAUAUCUCUAGAGGAGGCUGCCAGGGGAAAUGUCAGUGGAACAAAAUGGGUGUUUGAAACUCAACCUCUAGAUGCCAUAAAGGAGUUCACGGUGACCGAAGCAGAUUUCAAGGCUUCUCCAGAUCUUAUCCAAGGAGCUGAUGUCAGCAAACAGUGUCAACUUUUUGAGACUCAGCCUCUUGACACUCUGAAAGGAGAAUCCUCCAACAGCCUUCCAGCUAAAGAAGAAGUUAUCAAAGGGGAUGUAAAAUCAACUCUUUGGUUAUUUGAAACCCAACCUAUGGAAACCCUGAAAGAUCAUUUUGAAGUUGGGCAUUUAAAAAGAGUAGAACUUUCAGAAGAUGAGAAAGGAGCUGUGAAGCAAACAAAGCAUAUUUUUGAGACCUACCCUUUCAGUAGCAUCUCAAAAUCUCCAGCUGAAGAUUUCUCUACUGCACAGGUCCAAGAGGUAGAGAAAGGGGAUGUGAAAGCAUUCAAGAAUCUCUUUGAGACUCUUCCUUUAGAUAGCAUCAGGCAAGUAAGCACUGAGGAGGUCACCAAGGAAGAAGAAGACAUAACUUCUGGGAAGGUGAAAACCAGUCAGUUCCUGUUUGAAUCAACACCUUUGUAUGCUAUUAAGGACUGCUUGGGCCAUUUCCACAAGGUCACCUCUGUGAGUAGAGAUGAGGAAGUAACCAGUGGAGGUGUUAAAAAUUACAAAUGGAUGUUUGAAACCAAGCCUUUAGAUGAGUUUGAUGAGAGUAUCCAAAAAGUGGAUGUGAUCAGGGGCAUCACUAAGCAGGAGAUGAUGGCUGGAGAUGUUAAGACAGCCAAGUGGCUCUUUGAAACACAACCCAUUGAUGUCAUCCAUAGCCAAGUCAACCAAGCAGAACAGAACAUUUCUGAGAAAAGAGAGGUUUCUCAAGGGGGCAAUGUAAAGACUUGCAGGUGGUUGUUUGAGACACAGCCAAUUGAUGCCCUAUGUGAGAAGGAUGAGAUAAAGGAGAACCAAGAAGACCCUGUUCCUCAAGCUGAUGUCAAAUCAUAUACAUGGAUGUUUGAAACCCAGCCCUUGGAUACAUUGAAAGGUCAAGAAGAGCACCACUUGCAGGUCAGAAAGACCUUCCACCAGGAUGAAUUACAAGGGGUAGAUGUGAAAACUGUCAGGCACCUCUUUGAAAUGGAACCUCUAUCCAGUAAUGUCACUGGUAAUAGCCAGAAAAUAAUCAGGUGCUCCAGCAGGGUGGAGAUACAGUCUGGAGAAGUGUCCAGAGUAAAGGAGUUUUUUGAAGCCAAACCUUUGGAUUCAGCAGCUAAAUCAAGGACAGUCAUGAAAGAAAGUCCUAGCCCAGGAGAUGGGAACAUUGAACCUGGGGCUGUACACAAGUUCACUUGGCUCUUUGAAAAUUGCCCCAUGGACACCUUAAAGAGCAGUACAGAGGGUCUUCAAGAGAUAACUCUGGAAAAGGACAUUCAAGGUGGAGAUGUUGGGAGCAAAAGAUUCAUUUUUGAAACCUACUCUCUUGAUCAGAUCCAUGAAAAAGAAAAUGAGAUGCAAAUCAAGAAAAUCCAGGAAGAAACAUCAAGAGAGGCCAACGUCACCUCUUGCACUAUGCUGUUUGAGACCCAACCACUAUAUGCUAUUCAGGACAAAGAUGGAGGAUAUCAUGAAGUGACAUCGGUGAAGAAGGAAGAGGUCAUAAAAGGUGAUGUGAAAGGUGCCCGAUGGCAAUUUGAGACAAAACCAUUGGAUCAAAUCAAGAAAGAUGAAGAGGUCUUUGUGAUCAGAGCUGUAACGCAAGAAGAUUUCAAGAAGGGAGAUGUCCAAUCAGCCAGGUGGAGAUUUGAAACAGAGCCUCUAGAUUCCAUUGCUGAAGAAAAGAGGCCUAUCUUGAAGAGUGUUGAGGAUGUACAGAAGGGAGAUGUCCAAUCUAAUAAGCAACUAUUUGAGUCAGAACAACUUGGCCAAAAGAAGUAUGUGAGGAUGGUUAGCGUCAGUGAUGUCCAGCAGGGGGAUGUAAGGACAUCUACCUGGCUUUUUGAAAAUCAGCCCAUGGAUUCCUUGAAAGGAGACCCUGAAAGUGCCUCCAGCUUGACUACUGUCCAGAGGGAAGAUAUCCAUAAAGGAGAUGUCAAACGCUGCACUUGGCUAUUUGAGACUCAACCGAUGGACAGUCUUAAAGACACAGAAGCUUCAACAAGCACAGAACCCCUAAAGGGGAUUCCUCAAGCCAGUGUAAAAAGCACUACAUGGUUGUUUGAAAGUACCCCUCUGGAUAAAUUCAGCUCUCUUCAACGUGACACAGAAAUAGAGACAAAAGAGAGGACACCAUCAGAUACUUUGGAACUUUUCUUCUCCCAUCAACUGAUCCAAAAUAAUGGCAUCCUUAUUGAAGCCAAUAAUGCUGAGGGUAUCAGGAUGGCAACAUAUCAACUUAGUAACCAAGAAGCCCCCAAAGUCCAAAAGGAAAAGAUUGUAGGAGGCAAUUUGCAAAUGGUCUUGUUGCAAUUACUUCAGAGUAGCAAUGUGGAGGCCUGGGGGAUGUUAGUGCGAGAAGAGGAGAAUGGGGGUAUCAAAAUUAAUCCUAUACAGCUGUUGGACUCUAACAAACCUGAGAAAAGCAAAGAGGACAUGAGGAAUGACAUGGCAAGGACUCUUCAAGAACUUCUCAACCAAGAGAGCUCAAUUAAGAAAGGAAUAGUUAUGCAGGAGACAGAUACAGGAUCAACAAAGAUGAUUAUUUAUUCUCUCCAUCAGUGGGUUGCUCAACAGCAUACAUUUGUGAAGGGUGAUGUGAAGUCAGUGAUUGGGAAUCUUCUUACUUCUUCACAAGAGCAGAGAACCACAGCAACCAUCAGACGAGAGGACAACGAGAAGGGCAACGUCCAGUUGUACACUCGCUGCAUCGAGAAGGGAGAUCUUGACUACUUAAAGAACCUCCAAAGGGAUUCAGAGAUAGAAUCCCUAGUUUCUUCACAAGCAAAAGAAGAACCACCAAAAAUUGUGCAAGAAGCUGAGGCACCAGCCCAGGUACAGAACAAGAAAGGAGCAACAACAGCAAAUGUGACACAAGGGAAUAAUGACUGGGCUGAGCAAACAUUAUUCUGGAAGAGCAAAGAAGGUAUGUUAGAAAAGGAAGUCCUACAUGUCAAUCAUCAGAGUCCUACUCCCUAUCAUCCAGUACAAUCUGGGACCCCAUCAUUAUCCAAAGAAAACAUAGUUCCUCAGAAUGUUUCAUCGCCCUUCCAGUCGGUGGAAAGAGCACAGAAUGGUGGCCAAAGAGCAUUUGGAGAACAAAUAGUUCUGGAGGAUGGAAAGGAAAGAACGGCCAUACAAGUGGCAGAUCAGAACCUGGCUGGAGCUACCUAUGGUUUCAAGGGAGGAGAAACCAACUUAAUAACAGCUCAACCCACAGCACGGGUUCCCGGGAGUGAUCUUCAAGCUGCAAUGCAGAGUCUAAGGAAAGCCACAGCAGAAGCUAAAACUCUGCAGCAACAAGUGCAGAGCAAGCUGCAAAAGAUGACCGACAAUAUGCAGCUGAGCAGCACCCAACCCCAAGCAGAGACCCUGCAAAGCACGGUACACAAAGAAGGCCGUGAGGCCAGCAAGCGACAGCCAACUAGCAAUGUGUCCUCUCCUAGAAGGCAGGAGACAUCCCCGUCCUGUGUCAGUCCAUCUCAGAAGAGCACGGCGUCCUUGCUCCUAAAGGUCAGUGACCCUGAGGAAGGACAGGGAGGGACACUGCCACUUGCGCCCCAGCAAGCCAGCCAAGUGUUACCUAGGACAGAUCAUAGCAUUAAGGACGGCCUUUACACAGCCAAGCCCAUGAAGUCCUAUGUAAACCCGUUCCUUGAAUCUGACUACCAAGAGCACUCCGUUCCAGAAGAACGCGAGCAAGACGUUGUAAUCAGAGGGGAUGUAAAAACAGCUAUCAGAGCCCUGCAGAACGCUGCAACAGAGCAGAGACAAGUAGAGAAAGAGGACGUGGUCCGUGGCAACUUAAAAGCCGCGCUCGAGUCCCUGGAAAAGUCUAACGUUAAUGUGUCCCAAGGGGAUUUUAAAGCAGCCAUGAUAUACAGGAGUGCGGGGCAGUCUUAUUCCAUGGGUAAAAAGAAACAGGAAGCUGAGUGUGUUAGUGACCAGGGAAUUACUGUACCAGCUGUGGGCUCACAAGGUGUUAAUGACUUUCCUCCUCCUCCUCCUCCUCCUCCAGCUUCAUUGAUGAGGCCUGAUGGCCACCCACCCUCGCCCCAGCCAAGAGAAGCUGAAGUCCUGUGCCGUUCCCCACCUGCGCAGCCACACGACCCCAAAACUCCCUCACUUGCCCCAGCCCAAGCGGGUCAUCAGAGACUUCCAGAGAAGCCACAGCUCCCACCCAAGCCAGAUGUCAUUGCCCCACCAAGGAAGAAGCCUGUUCUCCCCCCAAAACCAGAAUUCCUUUUGAAGGAGGCACUGCCCCACCCCGCAGGAUGCAACAAAGGACAAUCAGGAAAGGCACCUCCACUUGCUUUUCCUCCCAAGUCUCCCACCUUGAUUGAACAGAACAAGCCCAGCACCUUGCCUAUGGUGAACCAAGCAAGAGCAUCUUGUGGAGCUGAGAUCUGGGGACAAUCCGUAUGUAGACAGGGUCCAGGGGUGUCUCCUUCACCCAUAGUGACCAAUGUUGAGGACAUCAAUGUUGAGAAGAAGGCAGUAAAAGAUAUAAUCAAGUUGUCUCUGCAAGAUGAAGAAGAAAAAUCUAAGGCAAGGAAGGAAGAGAGGACCAGAGUGGAAUUGACUGGCCACAGCUCUUUGUCAAAGCCAGUAAAAACUGGAUUGGAUAGUCAUGAAGAAGGAAACUGUCAUCUAACGAAGGACCUUCAAAGGUUCCAGGAGACAUCCCAAAAAGAAAAGAUAUGUGCCGUAUCUGAGAAGCAAGACUCUCUCACACCUUUUGAAUGCCAAAUGGGUCUUCCUAACCUAGAAACUCAGAGGAAGCCGUAUUUGUCUGCAAAGUGCCAUGCAAAUAUUCUGAGGAAAGGAACUGUCAUGACACACACCCCAUCGUCAAAGUCAGAAAGAACAAGUGUGGAAUCACAGGCAGACAGGUCAGAAUCUGCUCUUUCAGUAUCUUCAGCUUUAGAAGCCGAACAGUUUUUUAAAGGACAUCAGACUGAGAACAGUGGUGGCUUAAGAGAUCCAGAAAUGAAGAAUGACUGGAACACAGAGAAGGAAAAUCCAGUAGUGGUCAUGAGGGAAAAAGCUGGCAAAGAAACCGAAGAAGAGCGUCGCAAGAGAUUAUCCGUCCAUAAAGAGGAGAUCAUGAAAGGCAACGUCAAGGAAGCCAUGGAGAUAUUUGAAAACUUACGAAGACAGGAGGCGCUCCAGGAAAUCUUAACGCAAGUGAAGGAGUUUGAAGAGGAGACCUCAAAGGUGGAUGUGAAAGCCUUGAGAAACCUCUUUGAGAAUGUGGCCGAUUGGGUGGCAGAUCGAAAGCCUCACCAGACGAAACAGCCCAAAGUAGAGAAAGCUGAACAGUUGAAGGAAGUUAAAGAAGAUGCAGAGAGUGUUUCCUCAGUAGAGUUGGCUUUUGAAGAUCUAGAGCGAGCCAGUGCUGAGAUUGUUCAUUUGAAGGAGCAGACACUAAGUAGACUCCUGGAUAUUGAAGAAGCCAUUAAGAAAGCUCUCUAUUCCAUUUCUAGCCUCAAGUCUGAGUCAGACAUAGCUGGGCUCUCAGGUCUUCUCAAGGAGUCUCUGGGGAAUUCUCAGAGCCUUCCGGCGGGGAACAAUAUCCGCAAAAUCAGUAUCAUUUCCAGCAAAGCCAAACAAGAAAAAGGGAUACAAAACUCGUCAUGGGAAGGAGAAAAGGUGUCUGAUCAGCAAGAGGCACGCAAACUGUCACUGGAAGUUCCUCAUGUCAUUCAGCCUCGAUCGACCUCUCCUUCUUCUCCUUCCUACAUCUCCAUUCAAUCGGCAGCACGAAAAAGUAUAGAAUCUCCCCACGUCGGGCCUUUAGCUUCAUCAAACCCCACGGAAGCAGCCAUCGAAAGAGAAACAUUCUCACCAAAACGUUUCAGCUCCCUGCCAUGUAAACCGAUGAGAUCCGAUGGCUACAGCAGGACUUCCUGUGAAGGGGAACAGGAGGAGGUCAUCCAGAUUAAAAAAGGAGGAAGUUUAAUUAAACAGCAACACCUCGGCAGUCCUGGACAUUUUGCUCAUCACCUGAGCAGUAAUGGUGCGAAGGAAAAGGACGCUGUCCAAGGAAUAGCUUCGGAUUUUACUUCCAAGUCUUCUCUAAGUGCUUUAAGCCCCUCAAAUCCAAGGAGACAGAAAAGUAUUCUAGAGUUGCAAACAAGCCAUGAUGGAUCCAAACUCUACGGGGCUACCCGAACGGUGACAGAGCAGUAUGAGGAGGUGGAUGAAUUUGGAAACAAAAUCAUUACAUCGUCCACUACAGUCACUAAACAAUCAGAGACUCAGACUUCCUCCACGUGUGACAUGGUGUCUUGCCCUACCAGAUAUGAAGUGACUGCUUCUCCAAUACUUCGUCAAUAUCUAAACAGCCCAGCAAAUUUCCUUUCAGAUGAUGGUCACCAAGAAACAGGGGUUGUCUUUGUCACCUUCAGCAACUCAAAGCCAGUGAAGAAAUAAGCAAACAUCCAUGAGCUGAGCCAUCAAUGAUGGCGAUCAACAAGAUCAUUGAUCCUGACCAUUUGGAGUUAAACCAGUUUGAUUGGAUAGAUUUUAAAAGGACUCUGCUGACUUAAACCCACUAUAUGCCAUAAGCAAUGUUAUCAUCCUUGGGGCUGUUACUGUUUUUUAAAGAAAGAAUGAUGCGGAAAAACUCUUUGCCCUACAAAUAAUAAUAGUCUUAACAUUGGGCAUGAAUCUCAAAGGUGCAUUCAAAGCUCCUUCUUCAAGAAGAAAGGACCACCAGCUUAGUAGAAACCCAGGUUUUCAGGUCCAGAGAGAAAAGAAAAGGCCAGAACUGCAAAAUAAAAACUAAAAACGAGAUGGCUGCUUUCAAGAGCAUUCUUCACAGUUGUAGAACUUUGCCUUGGGGCCAAGCCACCAUUCUGGCACGGAAUGACUACGUAGACAAGCAGCAAUCCAACAUUUUGAGGUGGUGGGUUCUUUUCGGGGUUUUUUUUUUGGUGUCUUCAGAUUCCUGGCAAUUGCCUGGAUGAGUCCCUGGAGCUUUCUUGGCAAGAUUUUUGGAAGUGGUUUGCCCUUGCUUUGUUCCUGGGCUGAGAAAAUUGACUGGUUCAACCUCACCAGCUGACUUCGUGCCCAGUGGGACAAGAACUCAUGGCCUCCCAGUUUCUAGCCUGGUGCCUCCACUACUACAUUAAACUGGCUGUCAUUUUGAGAAAUACACUAAUUUUCUUGUAUUUUUUGCUAUCAGCCUGAUAAUCUGCUUCUCUUUCUUCUUCCCAAUCAUUCUUCUUGUACAUCCAGGGAGAUACCCUUCCCCAAAUUCCUUCUCUGAUAGAGAUUCAUCACAAAAUGAGGGUGGGAGAGAUUCCUCAAGUGAUGCUAGAGAGUUAAUAGUUUUAUUACACAUUCAUUGGGCAGAUUGUUAGCAUAUCUAUAUUUAACAAGAGUUACAUAUUAGGGGAAAAUACCGAAUUUUAAGAAUUUUCCUCAUUUCAGUUCCCUCUAAUGAAAAAUAGGGGGGAAAUAUAUUCUAGUUAAAAUGGGGAAGGCAGUUAAACAUAUCGAUAAUUAUUUCGUUACUGUCUUUUUUUAUUUUAGGACUGUAAUUUAUUGAUUGUUACUAUGCAUUUAAUCCUAGAUGCAUUGCUUCCUUACCUAUUGCAUCAAUGUUUAAAUCAAUUAUCAACCCAUGUAAAGCCAUUUUAUUAUGCCUUUUUUGUAUAUUCUCAACUGAAAAUUUUAGAUAUCCUGUGGGGGUUUUUUUUAACCUGGAUCUGAAGAUAAAUAAUGACUUCUGAAAAAUAGUUUGGGUUUGUUUUUCUUGCGUUGAUUUUUGUUCUGUUUUUGACUGAGAGAGUUCAAUUUCCUCUGAAUUCUCAUUUUCUCUUCAUGAGCUGGUUCAAACUGAUAAUAACACCUCUUUAAUAAAACAGCCAGAUGGCUGAGUAUUCCCAUGUAAAACCAAUAUUUAAUAGUAACAACAAUAAUACUUGUUCCCGUUACCCACCCUUAUUUUUUUUCUUUUAUAUACAUUUUAAUACA
Molecule: messenger RNA, 9224 nt
Organism: Python bivittatus (Burmese python)
Lineage: Eukaryota; Metazoa; Chordata; Lepidosauria; Squamata; Pythonidae
Gene: XIRP1
Product: xin actin binding repeat containing 1
Biological process (GO): actin filament organization; actin cytoskeleton organization
Cellular component (GO): stress fiber; focal adhesion
Molecular function (GO): actin filament binding
Source: RefSeq, a predicted model, not a curated record